Messenger RNA from Eruca vesicaria subsp. sativa (arugula), 2724 nucleotides. NCBI's taxonomy places the organism in Eukaryota, Viridiplantae, Streptophyta, Magnoliopsida, Brassicales, Brassicaceae. The record is from the annotation of a GenBank genome assembly.
GUUUGCUCUCUCUCUCUCGCUCUUCUCUUUUGGCUCCUCUACUGUUUAUUUGUACAAGACGUUUUUGUUUGAUCUUCUUGCGUAACUCCAAGCUCAACUAUCUCUCUCUCUUCAAUUCGCACUCUUUAGAUUGGAAACAAUGGGUGCAACAACAUCUAGAAUAGAUGAAGAUAAGGCCUUACAGUUAUGUCGAGAAAGAAAAAAAUUCGUCCAGCAAGCACUAGAUGGAAGAUGUUUGUUAGCAGCUGCUCACGUUUCAUACGUCCAGUCUCUUAGGAGUACUGGAACCGCCCUCAGGAAAUUUGCAGAGACUGAAGUUCCAGUUGAGUCUUCCUUGUACACGUCCACUAGUGCAACACCAGAACAAGCUCUUGCUUUAACCGAGAAAUCAGGAUCUCAUUUGUCUCACUCUCCUCCCCACAAUGACUUAUCUUCUCCUUCUCCUCCUAGUUCCAGUCCGUUCCAGGUCAAUCAUAUGAAAUUCAGAGGGUUUUCUUCAAAAAAAGUGGAAGAGAAACCACCGGUUUCUAUUGUCGCUACUGUUACCUCGUCUAGUAUCCCACAGAGCAGCAGAUCUAUGGAAAAGGUGGAAUCAAUCCCAUUUGAAGAAUCUUCUUCCAUGCCAUCUGAAACAGUUACACCACCUCCUUGGGAUUAUUUUGGUCUUUCUCAUCCAAUUGACAACCAGUUUUCGUCUCCUCAUGUGUCAAGAUCUGUCAAGGGAGAAGAUGAAGAAACUACAGAGGUGGAGGAAGAUGGUGACAACUUUUCUUUUCAAGAAAGGGAAGAGUCCAGAGAUUCUGAUGAUGAUGAGUUUGAUGAUGAGCCCACAAGUGAUACACUUGUAAGAAGCUUUCAAAACUUCAAUAGAGUGCGUCGUGAUCACAGUGACCUGCCUAUAAGAGAGGAAGUCGAAAGCGACGCAGAGGAAAGCAAAACUCCCGAGUUAUCACCACCAGUGACGCCAAUAGCAGCUGCUACUCCAGUGAACAAAACACCAAUUAAGGGAGAUCACACCGAGAACAAGCUUCCUCCAAGGGACUUCUUGUCAAGCAUGAAAGAGAUAGAGUUGCUCUUUGUUAAAGCUUCAGAAACUGGAAAAGAGGUUCCUAGGAUGCUUGAAGCCAACAAAUUGCAUUUCCGUCCGAUAGUUCCAUCAAAAGAAAGUGGCACCGGUGCAUCAUCACUGUUCAAAACCUGUUUGUCUUGUGGGGACGACCCCAAAGAUGUACCAGAAGAGCCGGCUCAUGACUCGGUGAAAUACUUGACCUGGCAUAGGACUGAAUCAUCUCGAUCCUCAUCUUCUAUGAAUCCUCUGGGAGGAAUGAAUAGUGAUGAUGUGGAAGAGCUCAAUAGCAAUCUGUUUGAAAACAUUUGCAUGAUUGCUGGAAGCCAUGCCUCGACCCUCGACAGACUUUAUGCAUGGGAGCGGAAGCUCUAUGAUGAAGUGAAGGGGAGUCAAACUGUGCGGAGAGAGUAUGACGAAAAGUGCAGAGUUUUAAGAGAACUUGAAUCAGAAGGUAAAGGUUCAAAAAUAAUAGACAAGACACGGGCAGUUGUCAAGGACCUUCACUCCAGAAUCAGAGUGGCUAUUCAUAGGAUCGACUCAAUAUCAAGACGGAUUGAAGAGCUCCGUGACAAAGAGCUCCAGCCUCAACUUGAAGAACUCAUUGAAGGGUUGAGUCGAAUGUGGGAAGUGAUGUUUGAAUGCCACAAGGCUCAGUUUAGGUUAAUAUCAGCGUGUCACAGAAGCGGAAACAUGAAACUCAACAUGCAGUCGGAGUUGCACAGACAAGUGACAUCUCACCUAGAAGAUGAACUCCGGGCGUUGGCCUCAAGCUUCACAAAGUGGAUCGCAGGCCAGAAAUCAUAUAUUAAACCAAUAAAUGAAUGGCUUGAGAAAUGUUUCGCCUUACCACAAAGAUCUUCCAGACGUAAAAGGCGCGUGCCAGAAUAUUCUCCCAGAAACUAUGGUCCUCCCAUUUACGCAACAUGUGGCAUCUGGCUAGAUAAGCUCGAAGCUUUGCCUACCAAAGAGGUUUCCAGCUCCAUCAAAGCGCUUGCUUCUGAUGUCGCCAGGUUCUUGCCACGGCAGGAGAAGAAUCGAAACAGGAAACAUCGUUCUGGCGAGAACCAUAACGAUCACAUGUUGCAAGAUGAGACAUUGGAAGAUUGUGGUCCGGGAUUUGAUCGCUUUAGGACAAGCUUGGAAGGAUUUGCUGGCCAACUCAAUCAGUUUGCAGAAUUGUCAGUGAAAAUGUAUGACGAACUUAAGCAGGGAAUCCAAGAAGCCAAGAACAAGUACGAGCAAAUGAAGGCUUAUUCCCAGGGUAACUAAGAUUUUUUGUUUGUUUUUUUACUUCGGAAAAAGUGGAAUCAGUGGCAAAGUCGAAGUUUUGAAGGGAACGUUGGAAGAUGGUAAGCAUUUGUAUAUGCAAAAGAGAGAUUAUAAAAAGUUUGCUUCGAGCAUGAAUGUGGAAGAUGAUUUGUUAUAAUAGUUUGUGCCUUUUAUGGGAAUAUCAAAAUAAAUUUAGUCGCCGCAUAACAUACGAGUAUUUCUGGUUUUGGGGUCUACAUUUCUAAAAGCUUUCUUAACAAGCAUAGUAGGUGUUGACGUGCGCCUUACAUGGGGUGAGAUGACUUUGACGUGGGAUAAGAUGACUUUGACUUUAAUCUGAUGUAUUAAUUUGUUUAAUUAAAGAAUAUACAGUGGAUGUGAAUCAG